GAGAUUAAAGGAUACUAGAUUUGCUAUCACUGUCUCCAGUGUGCCAUAUACAUGUACAUAUGUAUACCAGCGAAGGUAUCAUUAAUAAGAUUAAUCGUCCAUUUUCAAGGGUACAAAAUUGGUGUCGAUCCUGGUACAUUGCCCAUUUAUUCCCGGCCAUAACCGGCCUGUUGCGGCCUUUUCAAUUGGCUGUUAUGUGUUCGCUUUUGUCGACCCCCUCUGUUUUCCCCUACCAAGCUGUAGCCUGUGGGGAUUAAUGAUCAUGACAGUGCUGAACCAAUGUAACCGCCUGACUAGACGACAGGACUGUAGGCAUUUGCUCACUUCCUGAUUGCGAUCGUUAAGUUUCAACUUGUACACCGGAAAUAAGCGGGAUAAAGCUACUUAUUGCCAGGAGAAAAAUAUUCUAAUCCUGAUUAAAUCCUCAUCCAACUUUGAGAAUAAUGGGUAUUGUUGGUUUUCUUCGAGACCCAGUGAGCAGAUUAUGGUUUGCCGCAUUGUGUGUUGUUUGCUUACCGGCAUUGGCGCAUGGCACUGCUGCCGAGGUGCGUUUCGGUAUACUGGUGACAAAUGCUAAACAACAAAUGCUUUUACAGCGGAAUUCCCAUCGUGCCGUCGUAGACUACUUUUCAAAUAACCGUUUUGGUUUCACAAAAACGGUGAAAAUUCUUCCUCCACCGGUUAUUUCUCUUGAUGGUUUUCUUGGACCGAGUAAUAUUCUCAGCAUUAUCUGCAAUAAAAUCUUAGCCCAGAAUGUUAAUGCGCUGGUUUCCGUGUCAUUUUACGAAGACGCAAAAGUGGACGAGGUCAAUGCGUUACAAUAUUUGUUUCAAUUGUCGUCCUAUUUGCAAAUACCGGUAAUAUCUUGGCAGACUGAAAGAGCAGAGCGUUCAUCUGAUGAUCUUCUGGUGAUUCAAAUGGCUUCCACGAUCCACCAUCAAGUAAAAGCUGCAUUCAGCAUCUUGGAGCGUUACAAAUGGACACAGUUUUCUAUAGUGAUGGUGAAGGCACUUGCUGGACACGAUGCUUUCAUCAAUGCCAUUCGGCAGGAACGCAAUAAGGAAACUUUUAAGACGCAGAUCUUGAGUAUUAUCGAGAUUACUUCGCUCCAGCCCGACGACAUACGAAAGCAUAUGCAAACACUGGACAGCGAAACCCGUGUGAUAAUGUUCUUUGCUCAUAAAAAUGCGGCGGUGGCCAUACUGCAGAUUGCUUCCGAAUUGGGGUUAACAGGGCCAGAUCACAUGUGGAUCUGCAUGCAGAAAGUUAUCGGCGAUAUGACUACGAAAACCAUUCCCCCGCCACCGGAAUAUCCUGUCGGCAUGUUAGGAAUUGAUAUGGACAUGACCGAAGCGAAUAUGAUUAAAAUUGUCGGCAACGGGAUAAAGAUAUAUGGCCAUGCCAUGGAUAUAUUAGUUCAGGAAUCUAACGUGUCGGCCAGUUCGUUUAGUCCAAACAUUUCUUGUGAUACGGACGAUGCUGUGUGGGCACUGGGAAGAGACUUUUACAAAGCGAUGCGCAAAGUUAAAGUACCAUUACUGACCAGCCGAAACAGUCCUGAAAUUCAGUUUACAAAAGAUGGUGGCACAACGUACGCCGAGUUUGAUGUCGUCAAUUUGGUUAUCGAUAAAAAGCAGCGAACGCGUGCCUGGAAACAGGUCGGCAGCUGGAACACUCUCCUUGGAUUGCAACUGAGCGAUAUUAUGUGGCCUGCACACUUACCUGUGCCUCCCCGUGGACGACCGGAAAAAUUUCAUUUAACCGUGGUUACGUUAGAAGAAGUGCCGUAUGUUUGGAUAAAGCCUACAGGUCCUGGUGGUAAAUGCGAAGUUCGUACAGCCCCUUGCCGCGUGCGCCCCAAGGCGGUCUUGGAUGUUGUUAAUAUCACCGAAAGCUGGCAAGAUUGGUGUUGCACUGGACUUUCCAUCGAUCUGCUCACAAAACUCGGCGCAGACAUCGGAUUUACUUUCGACAUAUAUCAAGUCGAAGAUUUGAAAUGGGGACGGAAAACGAUAAAUGGAAGCUGGAACGGACUGGUUGCUGAUCUGCUGAAAAGGAAAGCCCAUUUGGCAAUGACCUCGUUAACUGUGACGAAAGAGCGGCAAGCGGCAAUCAGUUUUUCUACGGCAUACUUAGGGACCGGCAUAGGAAUUGUAGUCGCUAAACAAGAGGGACGCAUUUCACCAACGGCAUUUCUUGAACCUUUUGACUACGUUACAUGGAUUGUGUUAGUGGUGGCAUGCAUCCAGACAGUUAGCAUUUUCAUUUUUGCUUUUGAAUGGUUGAGCCCUUCCGGGUUCAACAUGCAGUCCAUUCCAGACGAAGAUAAUCGCUUUAGCUUUUUCCGGGUAUAUUGGCUUGUUUUUACCAUCUUUUUUGGAGCUCCUUGUCCGGUUAUUUUGCCAAGGUCAUUUACUGCCAAAUUUCUUACUGCUGUUUGGGCGUGCUGCGCCUUCGUGUUUAUAGCGGUUUACACUGCCAAUCUAGCCACAUUUAUGAUAACCAGGGAUGAUCUACUGCUGAUUCAAGGCAUCCAGGAUCGUCGGUUUCAUAAUGAAUCGAAAAGUAAUCCAUUUAGAUUCGGCACCAUAUCAUCGGGAUCAACUGUGGAGACGAUUCGGCAGACUUAUGAGCACAUGUACCAUUAUAUGCAAAAGUAUAACAAGGACAAUAUAUCCCAAGGGAUCGAAGCGGUAAAGAACGGACAACUGGAUGCCUUUCUGUACGACGCUUCGGUUCUUGAAUACCGGGUCGGUUCGGAUACGGCUUGCAAAAUACAAACUGUUGGAUCCUGGUUUGCAACAACAGGUUACGCUAUUGGAUUUCCACAGGGAUCUCCAUUAAUUGCUGUAUUUGAUGAGCACCUUCUUAAAUAUCAACAAAACGGAUACUUGGAACAACUACAACAAUUCUGGCUAACCGGCGCCUGUAAUCUGAAAUCCCAAAAGGAGGACAAGUCUUCCCACGCUUUAGGCCCAAAGAAUUUUACAAGCGCUUUCAUUUUCCUGGGCGCGGGAAUCGUCAGUGGAAUACUGUGUCUCAUUGUGGAAUGGAUCUACUUUAAAUUCAUUAAUUUCGGCAUCUGCAGUGCGGUGUUUGAGAGUAGUACCUGCCAGUUUCUUAGCGUUAACAUCUUCAAAGCAGUGCGAGCGGAAAAAAUUCGGCAUCCACGUCAACUAGUGCCGGACACCGAUAUUCCUGUGAACACCGAACGGCGUCGGUCCAGCGCUGUGGAAGACGACCUGGCCAGGAUUAGCGCCGAGUUGGUCAUCGCUCGCAUGCAGGUGCACAAGCUGGAGAACAUUCAGAAGCGGUUGCGCAAAUCACCGCUAAGAAAAGUGGACAGUAUUGUGGGGCAGCCGCGCAGCGGGGCACCAGCAGGUCCCGAAACACCGCUGCGAAAGCGCACCGGUAAACGACCGGGAAUGCAGGAUGCGGAUAUCAAUGGCACUAGUUUGCAUGUGGUGGAAAUGGAAACGGUUUUAUAAUUCAGAAUUAGGAAUGCUUCCGAUCUCAGUAACCUUUAUGCGCAAAAAAUUGAAUCGUAUUAACAAAACUGAUCAUA
This is a messenger RNA of Paramacrobiotus metropolitanus, 3565 nucleotides long. RefSeq names its product glutamate receptor ionotropic, NMDA 2B-like. Bases 444 to 3488 code for a protein of 1014 amino acids. The record is from RefSeq and is a predicted model, not a curated record. Gene Ontology annotation, biological process: modulation of chemical synaptic transmission; monoatomic ion transport; synaptic transmission, glutamatergic. Gene Ontology annotation, cellular component: postsynaptic membrane; plasma membrane. Gene Ontology annotation, molecular function: transmitter-gated monoatomic ion channel activity involved in regulation of postsynaptic membrane potential; NMDA glutamate receptor activity. The transcript has 21 exons. NCBI's taxonomy places the organism in Eukaryota, Metazoa, Tardigrada, Eutardigrada, Parachela, Macrobiotidae.